Messenger RNA from Thlaspi arvense, 1494 nucleotides. The record is from the annotation of a GenBank genome assembly. Lineage: Eukaryota; Viridiplantae; Streptophyta; Magnoliopsida; Brassicales; Brassicaceae.
AUGCACUGCUGGCGUGAAUCAUUGAUGGUACCAGAUUCCAUGUUGCUUCCUUUCUUGACUGAUUGUGUACAGCUUGAUUCUGAGAUUGGACACAGUUCUGCACAACUGGCCUGCCAAGUGAUGUUGUUGUUGAAGUUGGAGAAAUGUCCUUCCAUCUCCACAAGUAUUCAUGGAAUGCAGUUCCCUUUACUUUCUAGAAGUGGGGUUAUGGAAAGAUUGAUUGCAAAAACAUCCGAUGAAGGAGAAGAGGGCUGCAUCAUCAAGCUCCCUGACAUCCCCGGGGGAGCUAGGACAUUUGAAUUUGUAGCCAAAUUCUGCUAUGGAGUGAAACUUGAACUAACGUCCUCAAAUGUAGUAUACUUACGAUGUGCUGCUGAGCAUCUUGAAAUGACAGAUGAAUAUGGAGAGGGCAAUCUAAUUUCCCAGACCGAACUAUUUCUCAACCAAGUAGUCCUGCGUAAUUGGAAAGACUCUCUUAAUGCACUUGAAACCUGCGAUGAUAUUCUACCUUAUGCUGAAGAACUUCAGAUCACUAAGAGGUGCAUCGAGUCCCUAGCUCUGAAGGCUAGUAGUGAUCCAAAUCUAUUUGGGUGGCCCAUCAUGGAGCAUGGUGGACCUCUACAAAGUCCAGGAGGGAGUCUACUGUGGAACGGCAUAAGCACAGGGGCAAGGCCUAAAAAUUCUAGUCCAGAUUGGUGGUACGAAGAUGUCUCGAGCUUGAGUUUGCCUCUUUACAAAAGAUUAAUUUCAGCAAUGGAAUGUCGAGGUAUUAGAGAGGAGAUAAUUGCAGGUUCUCUCACUUAUUAUGCGAAGAAGUACUUGCCAGGACUGAACCGGCGUAAGGGGAGUGGUGAAUCUAGCAGUAGGUUGGCACCAGUCCCACCAUCUGAAGAAGAGCAGAAGCUAUUACUUGAAGAAAUUGAUAGGUUACUUCCAAUGCAGAAGGGUUUAUCACACCCAUGGUUGGCAGAGUCUGAUAGAGAACAGCUCUGUCGGCUGAUGGACUGCCAGAAGCUCUCUUUGGAAGCGUGCACACAUGCUGCACAAAAUGAGAGGCUGCCCCUCAGAAUAAUAGUCCAGGUCCUCUUCUUUGAGCAGCUUCAGCUCAGAACUUCCAUCGCAGGCUGCUUCCUGGUUUCAGAUAAUCUCGAUGGUUCAAGACAAUUGAGAAGUGGCUUGGCUGCAUCGACUGAAGGAGGCUGGGCAACGGCUGUGAGGGAGAAUCAGGUUUUGAAGGUGGGGAUGGAUAACAUGAGGAUGCGGGUGUCUGAGCUUGAGAAGGAGUGUUCAAACAUGAGGCAGGAGAUUGAAAAGUUGGGCCGGGAAAAGGGCUCAAGCAGUACAUGGGGAAGCGUGUCAAAGAAGUUUGGGUUUAAGAUGAGGUCUCAAAUGUGCAGUGCUCAGGAGGGCUCUGUGAGCAACCACAGUAAUGGAGGUGGGAAGAUUGAGAAGGUAAAAGAGAAACCAGGAAAGCAAAAGAAAAAACUGUCUUAA